Anthostomella pinea is the source of this 765-nucleotide messenger RNA. The record is from the annotation of a GenBank genome assembly. Lineage: Eukaryota; Fungi; Ascomycota; Sordariomycetes; Xylariales; Xylariaceae.
AUGGGUCGCGUGAUUCGUAACCAGAGAAAGGGCAAGGGCGGUAUCUUCACCGCCAACACCCGCCUCCGAAAGGCUCCGGCCAAAUUCCGAAACCUCGACUUCGCGGAACGCCAUGGAUACAUUCGAGGUGUGAUCAAGGACAUCAUCCACGACCCCGGUCGUGGUGCUCCUCUCGCCCAGGUCGUCUUCCGCUCCCCGUACAAGUUCAAGCAGGUCCACGAGACGUUCAUCGCCAACGAGGGCAUGUACACCGGUCAAUUCAUCUACGCUGGCAAGAACGCUGCUCUGACUGUCGGAAACGUCCUCCCCCUCGGUUCCAUGCCCGAAGGUACCGUCGUCUCCAACGUCGAGGAGAAGGUUGGUGACCGUGGCACGCUCGGCCGUACGUCCGGCAACUACGUCACCAUCGUUGGACACAACCCCGACGAGGGCAAGACCCGAAUCAAGCUCCCCUCGGGUGCCAAGAAGAUUGUCAGCAGCAGCGCACGAGGAAUGAUUGGUAUCGUCGCUGGUGGUGGCCGUACCGACAAGCCUCUCCUGAAGGCUUCGCGUGCCAAGCACAAGUUCGCUGUCAAGCGCAACAGCUGGCCCAAGACUCGUGGUGUUGCCAUGAACCCCGUCGACCAUCCCCACGGUGGUGGUAACCAUCAACAUAUCGGAAAGGCUUCGACCAUCUCGAGAUACGCGGCACAGGGACAGAAGGCGGGUCUUAUUGCUGCGAGAAGAACGGGUCUGCUUCGUGGUACCCAGAAGACAAAGGAGUAG